GUUCGAGUGGGGGGGCGGGGGGGUUCUCCGUGGUCACGGUGAUGAGACAAGGCGAAUAGACGAACGACGAGAAAGUGUCAUCUGCGCGCAGCUUUCCUUCGGCUGCCUCACGACGGCAGGCGAACGCCAGCGGGGGAUGACGGGUGGCUCGUUUUCAGCGGCGCGGUUAUCGGUGUGACGCUCAAAGCGCUGCUGACAGGAUCGAAGCCGGCGGCGUCUUCUCGGCCACUUCGGGCUCCCUCAACGGACUUGCCGACCGCUCUCUCUCGCCUCCUCCUGCCCAUCUUCCACGCAGCCUCCUCUUCCUCUUACUGAUGAGCCUGAGAGUGAAAGACCCCCGCUGAUAGAGGUUCCUCUCUGUCAAGACAGUAAGUAAGGGGAGGGAGGGAAGUGUGUGUGUGCCACUGAGAGAGAGAGCUAGAGAAAGUGUGGGAGAAAGGGAAGAAGAGUGAGGUUGUCUGUAGCUCAGAAUGCCAGGGAUGUGCAUGGGCACUUUGCUCUGGGCACAGCAACAGUAACGAGGUGCACAGAAGAGGUGCCAUGUGCAGUUGGCCGGGGCGCCCCACGGCAGCAGUGUUGCCCCUCAUCUGGCGGGAAGCGCUUCCCCUUACACAUUCUCCAGGGCUCCGCCGGGAAUCUUUUCUGGGAUUUAUCUCAUCCUGCUGGAUGGCAGUGAGCUCCCUGCUUCUCUGAAAGAAGAGUCCGCAUAGAAAACCACACACCGCACGGAUAAGAAGUAAAAUAAUUAUCCAAUCACUGCAUGGGGAGGCAGACCUGGUUUCCUUAGCAACAACUGAGAGAGAAAGAAGAGAGUCGUUUUCUCUUUUUGCUCUUUUGGGGUUUUUUUAUUGAGGGAGGGGGGGGGGGGGGCACACCCUUGUGGACUGCUGUGGGUAUCAAGUACCACCCAGAUCCUAGGACAAGUCGGUCCGUUGCCUCCCCUAGAACUGCGUCUCAUCCACCAUGAUUUUUGUUGUUGUUCUCACCAAAAGUCACGUUUCAUAGGCUUAGGAAUUCAUUCAUCCUGAUACUACCUGGAAUAAAUCCUUCUUUUGGGAAGGAAGAUUGGAUUCUCUAGGAAAAUACCUGCCCCGGUCCACCAAUCCUCCGUCCUGAAAACAACUGAAAAGAAAUGAUCCAAAAAGAAAUGGGGAUCUGAAGUUUAUUUUGACAUGACCACUGACGUCUCUCAUCAUUUUCAGUUGGGAUGAAAAGGAAUAUCAAUUUUUUCAUAGCCAACAGCAAGCUCCCUCACAAAAUCCAUAAAAGAAGACAAUCAUCUGGGAAGUUGUAUUUUUCUAUCUCUAGCAGAGUGGAUAUUUAUCAACUUUUAUAAUGGUGGUAUGACACAAUGUUGCUCUGUUUUUCCAAGUGCAAAAGGCAAAAGCUCUUUCCCAAGUAUAGAACAGUGUUUUAAAUAGCAUCUCCUCCAGAACCAUUUCAGUUGUACACACUGACACAUGAGAUGAGUUGGCUCAGUUUGAUUAUGUAAGAUAUUUUUAUUUUUUUUAUUAUUCCAGCCUCGGCACAUUUUUUGCCUCUUUUUUUCCAUGGAUUUAUUGUCUUUGAGUUUUCCUGUGCUCUCUUUCUCCCUGAUUUCGGAUGGACGUCAUGGCUGCCAGAGACUGACCUUCUGCCGAGUGUGCAGGCGAGGAAAGGCGUUUUGGUCGUCCAGGUGCUUUUAAGAUGUUGAGGUCUCCCUGCGUGGCUGGGGCCCCUGUUCGGAUCAGUAGCACUGAGGCUCCUCGUAGCCAAAGACAUGGACCCCGACUCGGCUCCCCCACGCCCUCAGCCCGUUGGCCACUGGCCCCACGUCACCUUGUGAAGGAUGUCCCUCAGCAGAGCUCCGGCCCGGGACACCUCUGAGACCCCCAGCCCGAGAGAACGCAUCCGCAGCCACAUGAAGAUGGUGAUCGACCAGCUGGAAGGAAUUCUAAGAGAGCUCAAGGAUGUGGCCAAGGAACUUCGGGAGGUGGUGGGCCAGAUCGAUAAACUGACAUCAGACUUUGACUUUGACCUGGAUCCAGAUGACUGGACGGUAGCAACAGCGAGCAGCACGUCCAGCAGCGAGCGUGGCCUCGGGGAAGCCUUCCGCCUCGACUUCCUCAACGCUGACGUGUUGUCCGACAGCUGGGAGUUCUGCGGCUACCUGGAGUCUGCCAGCGGGGCUUGCGCCCGGAUGUCCAGCGAGCCACCGAUGGGGUACUACCCUCGAGCGCCCCCAGGCCGCGGGACCAUACCCACCCAGACGCCCACCCUGCCCCCUAUGGCCACCGCCUCUGUCUACUCACAGAUGAACGGCGGGCUGCCAAUCCCCAACGGGCCGCGCAUCAUCACUCCGGAUUCAUCCAGCGAAGAGGCUAGCAGCUCCACACACAGCCACAAGACAAGGGAGAGGGUCCGAUUCAGUGACAAGAUCCUCUACCAUGCCUUGUGCUGUGACGACGACGACGAAGAGCAGCAGGAGGACCUACCAGACGACAAGAGCGGCCGUGGCACGCCUGACAGCGACAGUGAGGCAAGCCUCCUGGCUGAGCCGCUCACCCCCAAACGUUCUUCCUCUGAGCACUCGCUCCUCCACAACUGCUUCGACCCCUCUUACGUUCCCCCGUCAGCGAGAAGCAUGACGGGAGCGCACACAUUACCCAGGAAAGGCCUCCUGAACCCCGGCUGCCGCAAAAAACUGCUCAGAAACAGCAGCACACAAACUGUGUCGGAUAAGAGCACCCAAACUGUACUGCCCUAUAUUCCAAGCAAACAGAAAACAAAGGAGUACUGAGCCAGCCGGAACCUCCCUCCGUUUAUCAUUCAGCUCACCACAAGGACUGUGCAUUAUUUAAUAUUUAAUACAUAGUUCAUAGAUUAAUACAUAAAUAAAUCGAUUACUAAAUAAAGAAAUGAUAUAUGGGAAAAAAAAUCAUUGUGCUCCCUAAAUUGAUUCCAAAACUCAUUUAAUCUUGGUUACGGAAGUGAAUUUCAGGCACUAUCUCCUAAACCCUUCACCAUAACUCAUAACCCGUACCCUAAACCAUAACCCCGAACCUUGGUUCAAACCCAUAACCCUAAAAUUACCUCCAACCUUAAACAUGUAUCCCUAAACCUAAUUCUAACCCCAACCCGUCACUCUUCCCCUAACCCCUAUGUUAACCCCUAUGUUAAACAAAACCCUUGCCCUAACCUUAACUCUCACCCCUAGACUAACCCUUAACCCUAACUCUAAUCUAACCCUGAUCCCUAUAUCUAAUCAUGAACCUUAUCUUUAACGGAAAUCCUAGCCUUUACCUAAACCCUAACCUCACCCAUAACCCCUCACCUUAACCUCAACUCUUUAACCUCUAAUCCCCAAACAAUAACAUUUACCCUAACCCCAAAGUUAAACCCUAACCACCAACCCAACCCCUAAAUCUAACCGUAACCCCAAACUAUAACCUUAAUCCACAACAAUAAUAUUAACCCUAACCCCCUAACAGCAUCAUUGCAUUAUCAGAGUUUUUCCACUUCUGGCUGUGGGCGAAGGGGAGAACAAAACGCUUGCCAUUGUGGUAUCAAGUCAAGUUUAUUUAUACAGCACAAAUUCACAACAGAAGCCAUCUCAAGGCACUUAAAGUCUAGACAAGAACAACUGAACCCCAUGUGAAGAAGCGCAUAAGGAAAGUGUCGAAACCAAACCAAGAGUCAGUGUGGGGUGACCAUCUGCCUCUACUGGUUGGAUUAAUAUGGAGAAGAAUUGCAAGGAAAGUGAGCAGAAGGUAAGUCCCGUUAUUUCUGCAGGUUUUCACACAAAGUUAGCAUUAGUCAGCUAGCUUUAGUCAGCUAGGUUGUA
This is a messenger RNA of Phyllopteryx taeniolatus (common seadragon), 3823 nucleotides long. RefSeq names its product inhibitory synaptic factor 1 (gene insyn1). Gene Ontology annotation, cellular component: postsynaptic density. Bases 1829 to 2779 code for a protein of 316 amino acids. The record is from RefSeq and is a predicted model, not a curated record. The transcript has 3 exons. Lineage: Eukaryota; Metazoa; Chordata; Actinopteri; Syngnathiformes; Syngnathidae. Gene Ontology annotation, biological process: inhibitory postsynaptic potential.